Petromyzon marinus (sea lamprey) is the source of this 3943-nucleotide messenger RNA. It is a transcript of the gene BRD8, whose product is annotated as bromodomain containing 8. NCBI's taxonomy places the organism in Eukaryota, Metazoa, Chordata, Hyperoartia, Petromyzontiformes, Petromyzontidae. Gene Ontology annotation, molecular function: protein binding. Gene Ontology annotation, cellular component: NuA4 histone acetyltransferase complex. The record is from RefSeq and is a predicted model, not a curated record.
AGUGUAUAAUGUAUAGUAGUGUAACAUAGUACUGUAAUAUAUACAUAAUAUUUUACAACAUUAGUUUAACAUUGCAGAGUUUGUUGUCGCUCAGGCGGAGCGAGCACGUGACGCGCUCAUUCGUCAUGGCGGGACCAGGCCCGAGCAAACACAAGCUACAAAAUGUGGGGCCUCAGGAGGAGUGGUCUAUCCGGGAAAAACUCUGCCUCGCCUCCUCCGUCAUGCGAAGUGGCGAUCAAAACUGGGUCUCCGUAAGUAGAGCAAUCAAGCCGUUUGCAGAACCCGGGAGGCCUCCAGACUGGUUCUCACAAAAGCACUGUGCAUCUCAGUAUUCUGAACUACUGGAAACUACAGAGACACCUAAGCGCAAGAGGGGUGAGCGUGGAGAAGUGGUGGAAACCAUUGAAGAUGUGAUCGUUAAGAAGCUUACCGUUGAACGAAUUGAAGAGCUAACAAAAAGCAUUCGCGACAUACAAGACCGAUACAAAAAAUUAAAACAUGAAUUGGAACUGGUUCAGAACGGGCAGUUGGACCAUAAUCUGCAUGAAAUCUGGAACGACAUUGUCGCUCGAAAGAAACAAGAUGAAGAAGAGGCGGAAGCGAAAAGGAAAGCUGUAGAAGAAGCAUAUCAAGCUCGCAUGGCAAUCAAAAAUGCCUCCAAGAGACCAUUGGCUAGCAUUCGGACCUUGUCAGCAGAUCCCACAACUUCUGGCCUGGACUCUCCAAGCCCUGACGUAGCUUCCGGAAGUGAUGUGGUUAUGGCACAACCUCCUUUGGGUGGCAUUACGGUGAUGACACCAGCAGUUUCAUCUCCUGUGACUUCGACUCCCACUGCGGCGCCUGGGGUUGACGAUUCGCUAGCAAAGAAAGCAGCAAACAUAGGUGUACAGAAACCGAGCCCCCCACAGUCGCCGCUGACUGAGCUGCUGCGUAAAAACGGGAUUCCAUCCUUCGGUACCGUAACCUCGGAGAAGUGUGGCGAGGGCACGUUUGGAGAAACGGGCAUUGAAGCUGAUACUGUUCCUCUGCAUGAAAUGCCCAUCACCCCAUCCCCUAUCCAUACCAUAAUACCUGGCCCUCCAUCUGCAGUGGCACCAACUCUGUCCAAACUGCUGGAAUCUGGGCUGUCUGCAGUGCCAAUUCCUGCAACAAUCGCCGUUUUCCAGACACCGCCAAUGGAAGCGCCUGCGGUUGCACUCAGGAUCCCGGAGAUUCCCGAGCCCAGUCCGGUGCUGAAACAAGCUCAGGAGGAAGCGGGCAAAGUCUUAGCAAAUGAAAGCGACAUACAAAUGAGCGUCACCGUCGUGGGACAAAGGCUGUUGCUUCCCUGUGAGAGCAAUGCGCACGUUACCGUUGUCACGGCCCCUCCGGCGGUGGAGGCCCCUGCCGCCGAAAUGGCGCCCCAAGAAGUUAAUGCAGCCGCUUUGACGACGGACGCCACAGCAGCAGCAUCCGCGCCAGCAGUGACAGUGGCAGAGGAGAUUCCACAGCCGAAAAGCGAACUCACUCCCCCUGCGCUUCCCAAGGCUGAGCAGGUGGUGCCAGAGGCAGCGAGGGUCGAAGUUCAGCCACUAGCGGAGGUUUUGACCGAACAGCCGCAAGUGGAGGAGGUGGUGGUGGAGUCUCUGCAGCAGGCACUCAUGCCUCAAGUGGAGGAGGAGGCAGCGAUGGAGGUGGUCGAGAUGGGCGAUGGAGAUGGAGAUGUGCUCGGCGAGAUGGAGGAUGGGGAGCAGGACAUUGAUAUUCCCCUUGGAAGUGAGGAGGAGAAGGCAUUGUUAGAGGAGCAGAGCCCCCCAUCUCAUCCGGAAAUUCAGAUUGCUCAGGAGGAAGAAGGAAUGGCGAAGGAGAUAUUUUCUACUCCACCUGAAACGCCUGCACCCAUGCCCGCUCCCAUGACCACUCCCAUGCCCACUCUGAUAUCCACUCCCAUAUCUACUCCCAUACCGACAUCUACACCAUUGCCCAUACCCACUCCUAUGCCCACUCCUAUACCCACCCACGUGGCCACCCCCAUAGUCACCCCCGUGGCCACCCCCAUGCCUACACCGAUGGCCACACCCAUGCCCACCCCUAUGGCCACACCCAUGCCCACCCCUAUGGCCACACCCAUUCCCACCCUGAUGUCCACACCCACGCCCACACCCAUGCCCACCCUGAUUCCCACCCCGAUGCCCACACCCAUGCCCACACCUGCACGUGAUACUUCACCCACGCCCUUGCCCACACCCAGCCAAGAAGAGCUCAAGCCAAGUCUGGUGCAGCCCUUUAUGCCGCCUCCCGAGGUAAAGGAAGAAAUAGCAGUCGACGCGGGAAAACUGUCUCCACAUGUGGAACCGGUUCCCCAGGUCACGUGUGAAGCAGCUGAUCCCCCGGCUGAGCAAUUGGCAUCACCUAAAGUCCAGGCACACACGUCCCCACAGCCGACCUCGCCUGUAACUCAACCCAAGGAUGAAACGGAGAUCCAAGCUGCCGACCCAGCUACGGAGGGCGUGGUAGAGGAUGUUGAACAGAGGAAAAAUGAACAGCCUAACCUGGAGGCGACAGCACAGACUGAGCCCCUUGUCGAUGUAGAAAACAAGCGUGAGGAUACGACUGAGGCUUCAGAGGAGGUGGAGACGCACCAGAUUCCAGACAUUGUUCCCGAAGAAGAGGAGGACGACGAGGUGACAGUAAAAAAGGAUGAGCCAGACCCGGAGGAGACCAAGCAAGAGCAGGCAGUGCCUUCAGAUCCAGCCUCUCCAGCGAGCAGCACCAGCUCCAAGGUGCCAAGCGAGGACACUCCGCUGGGCAUACGCAGGAAGCCAGGCCGCCCCAAUAAAAGAAGCAUGGUCAAAAAGAUUGUGAAACUGCAGCAAAAGGAGGUGGGCAGCGAGGCCGGUAGCAUCGAGGAGGAGCGUAGCGAGACGGACAUACUGGAGGUAAUGGAGCACGGAGCCAGUGAGAGCGAGGACGGGUCCAGCAUGCACAACACGCUGCACAUGCCCUCCACCAGCCUCACCGACUCGGUGCCCAACAGCCCUGCCUCCUCGCAGUUCUCCAUUGGCAGUGAAGACCCAGAAGCACUCCAAGCUCAGAAAAUUUGGAAAAAGUCCAUCAUGCUGGUUUGGCGGGCAGCGGCCAACCACAAGUAUGCCAACGUUUUCUUACAACCGGUGACCAACGACAUUGCCCCUGGCUAUCACUCCAUAGUCCACAGGCCUAUGGACCUGUCGACCAUCAAGAAGAACAUUGAAAAUGGCGCAAUCCGCACCACGGCCGAGUUCCAGCGUGAUGUCAUGCUCAUGUUCCAGAACGCCAUAAUGUACAACAGCUCGGACCACGACGUGUUUCACAUGGCCGUGGAGAUGCAGCGCGAUGUCAUGGAGCAUGUGCAGCAAUUUCUGGCGACCCAGCUGAUUAUGCAGACGUCAGAAUCGAGUGUGGGCGCUAAGGUUCUGCGGGGUCGAGACCCAGCCAAGAAGCAAGAAUCCCUGGAGAAGGACACCCUCAGUAUGUGCUCUCCUGCAUUCCUACUGUCCUUAUUUGAUGUGGGCACGAGGGGGCGGCGGUCUGCCAUUGAGGCUGACAUGAAGAUGAAGAAGUAGGGAAGGAUGCUCGUCGCUAUUUUACUCCCAGCUGGUGGAUGUUCAUCACCAGGCCAUCACGAAAAGGACAAAGGACAAGUUCUCACUUAGUUUCCUCUAUCGUAUGUGUACAGCCUUGGCAACGGUGAGCCACUUGGCCUUGAAACUUAGUUUUAGCCCACUAGUUUUUAACCCGUGAGGAAAAAUCUGCAUUGUAGGUUAAAAUUGUUCACAGAUAAUUGUAAAUUGUCAAAGCUGUGGAGCAACCAUUCAUCGCAAACAUAUUUGACUAAUAAUUCUAUGUGUUUCGAUUUAAAGCUUUCGUGACUGCAAUGAUUCAUCUUCUUUGGUUCUUUCGGUAAAGUCACGUAGAAUGAGAA